AUGCGAUGGCCCCUGUGGCUGUGGUGGAGUGGUAAAGCUGCCAUGAUACUCACUACCAGGUUCGAAUCCAGUUGGGGAGGCGCGGCAGUUCUCAGCUCCGAGAACCUACCUGACAUUCUGGCCAACUUCCGUGCCCUCCUGUUAAAGCAGUAUCUGACCUCUACACCGCCUAGUGGUACUACUUCCUCCUCCACGAUCCAGCCUUUCUCUCACUCCGUUCCGGCUCCAUUGGCAUCCUCCUCGUCGUUCGCACAUCCAGCAACCCUCUCUUCCCAGGCCCAGAGUCUCGCCUGCUCGAGUCCCGUCUCGGCAGCUGUACUGGCCGGCUCCACUCUUUCCUCCGCCUGCUCUUCUGCCUGCUCGUCUGCUUGCUCCUCUUCCUCGGCUACUUCUUCUUCUUCUUCUUCUUCUUCUUCCGCCUCCUUAUCUUCCUCGUCCACAGUCUCGUCGGCGUCAGCGGCGGCGGCUGCUGCUGCCGUCCUCUCUUCUUUGGCAGCGAGCACCGGCUUGACGGGUUCCGAUGCUUGCCUCCUCGGCCGGCAGGUCUCCUCGUCACAGCUGCUCGUCUGCCCACGCGGCCUCGAUGCUGGCGCGCAUCUGCCCACCUCGGGAUGCCUGCUUUCUUCACCGACCCUCUCGCCGUCCGUCUGCGUCUCCUAUUCCUCAGGCGGCCGGCCGCUGUCCGAGUCCUCAGCUCUCUCUCUGCUGCACCCGAAUCUCUCGGCAACCCGCACCUCGCCAUUGUCGUUGCCGAUGCCAUUGUCGCUGGCCUCCUCACUGCACCAACACCACGUCCAACCGGCUCUGCAGUCUGGCAUCGGCUCACUCCACUCGCCCCACCACGUCGCCUCUCUUCACGCCCCUCUCCACCAACCCGCCUCUCCGCACGCCCAACAACAGCUCCAGCAACAGUUGAUCGGCCUCGCCGGUCUCAAAUCGGACGCCGUCAAGGCCGCCGCCAGCCCGGCCAACACGGCGACGGCGUCGGGGUCGGCGUCGGCUUCGACGUCGACGUCGACGGCUCCUCUCCUCUUCUGGUCGACCGAGUCCAGCCCGCCGGCCAGCAGCUCGGCCGCGUCCGUCUGCAGUCUGCUCGUCAGCUCGGCCGCGAGUCAAGCGUCCGGAGAGCCGUUGCUUUCGUUCCAGUUGCCGUUGCCAAUGCCCGGCGACUCGGAGGCCCAGCUCAACCUGCCGCCCACGGCCAGGUCGACCCAGGAGCUGCAUGGCCUCUCGGCCGUGGUCGCGGCCGCUGCCGCAGUCGCUGCCGCCGCCAACACGACAGCCACCACCGGCCUCUCCUCAAGCCAAUUGUUGCUCGGCUGUCCCCUCUCGGCGCCCAGUUCCCCGCACCGCGGCGCCACCGGGUCGGCCGGUACCACCGGCAACACCGCCACCACGUGCACAACCGGUACCACCAGCGGCACCGGCGGGCCUCCGUUGUUUCUGGCCAACGGAGUGAGGGGACCGCCCAGUUUGGUGAGCAACCUGCUCACUUGCAUAAAACGUGAAGCCGCCGCCACGGGGUUCAGCGGCCUUGCACCGCUGACCGCAUCUUCCGGUCCUUUGAGUCACGUCAAUGGCUGCUCGAGUCCCAUAAACAACAGCUUCGGUCUCUCGAAUCUCACGCCGGCGUCCAGCGCUGCCGGCCUGACGACAGAGACCACCUUCAGCGCGUGUCUGUCCGACACCGCCAGCAUCGCCGCCGCAGUCGCUGCCAGCGCCAGUGGAGGCAGUGGUGGUGUUGCUGGUGUUGGUGUUGGUGGUAGUGGCGGUGGCUGCGGAGGUAGCUGCGGAGGUGGCGGCAUUGGUGGUGGUGGGGCUGGUGGAGUUGGUGGAGGGGGUGGUGGAGGGUGUGGAAGCGGCGGGACAGCAGGAGGCAGCGGAAGUAGUGGUACCGGAGGAGCUGGCAGUGGAAGUGCCGGUGGCGGAAGCACAACUGGCAGUUUCUCAUCGGGUUGGGAGCCUUGCAAAGUUUGCGGAGAUAGGGCCUCA
Molecule: messenger RNA, 1992 nt
Organism: Protopolystoma xenopodis
Lineage: Eukaryota; Metazoa; Platyhelminthes; Monogenea; Polystomatidea; Polystomatidae
Source: the annotation of a GenBank genome assembly